CUUCGCUGACGGGCAGCGAGCAGCAGUCAGUUGUCUUCACUUGCGGGACGUUAGUGCGUCGUCAACUGUUUCGUGCGCGGUUGAAUUCUUCCGUAAAGGAAAGACGCCGACGCGGUUUACUGUUGCAAUGCGUCAGUGAAUUUGUAUGUGUUCUAAACAUCAUUGAUGGUUUGCGAUUGUGACGGAAGGUUUUAAUCGGCGACCAAAAAUUAACAACCUAACCUUAAAAUAGAAACAAAUUGUGAAUGUUUUAGUAAAUUAAACAGUGUUCUUCUGGAACAAGUAUGUGUUGUGUGGUUAACAUCGUGUAGCGAUGAGUACCGUGCAACUUACUGCUUUCUUGCUAGUAAUUUGGGCCUGUGUUUUUGUGGGUUCUAAAAUUAAAUAUAUUUAUUAUUCAUAAAUUUAAACUUUACACUGACUAUACAUUUUAUUAACUUAGGAAGUUCAGUUUUUAAAUUGUUAUCCAUCUUGAGGCUCUGAAGUAGAUUAUGCAGUACUACCUUGCAUUUUAAUAAUUCGUGUUUGUAGACUGUUUUAUGACAUCAAGAUUACUAUAAAAUAUUGAAAUCAGUUGGGUCCAUAACGCAGCAAUGGUCAUCCAGCUGUCAGCUAGGUGAAGGGAUGCGAGUUAUGCUUUCAGUAUCCUCCCAAAUUUAUUUAUACAGGGCAUUAUAAUAUACCAACUUCAUACUAUCCUCUUACAGAAUAAUAUGCUAAUUGCUUUGUAUGCUUGAUUCACUUAGCGUUGUUAAUUAUGUUUAAUCAUCAUUCAAAACUGUGUCAGUCAUUCAGAAAUACCUGUGCACUAUAUAGCGGUAAAUAUAUUCAUCCGCGUGGCUUCCAGUUCAGUGUGUGAAGUAACAAGACUUGAUAAUUAUUUGACUAGAACGCCGAGUUUCGUUUGCAUUCAUUACCAAGGACAUGUUUAUUGCUGUGAAGUGCAUUUCACUUAUAAAGGAUCCGUUGCGCAGAAGCAUCGUGCUAAUCUCAACAGAUUGCGUGUGUUACACCGAAGUUUAACGUUCGGUGGAGUAUGGUGAGCUCCGUGUGAAUUUGACAGGAAAUUUGUUGAACAGAUUUGAUUGAUCUGCCACUGAACUUGCGAACAAUUCAUUCACACAAAGAACUAUACUUUUUUUUUCCGCUGUGUAUAGGAUGUGACACUAAUCGAGAUUUUCGCCAAAAAUCAGUGGAAUUGUAACAUUUCUUUGAAACAUAUGGUGUAUAUGAAAGUGUAGUUUGAUUUUGUGUCCCUUUUCUUUUUAUUCUUUGAUCGUUGUUCCGCCGUCUGCUUUCAGUUAGACUAUUAUUAAUGGCGCGGUGUGUUUGUGGUUUUAUUUUAUGUGGUUUUUGCAGUUGAGUACGACAGUGUUACAUGUACAAUAUUCUAGUACGAUAUCACACAAACAUAGCUGUUGUCAUUACCUUCCGUCAACCAAACAUAUCAUUUCAUAACAUAAUGUGUUUUUAAUUUAAAUGCUUGUGUGAGGAAUGAAGCCGGACGAACACACCGCUUUUUAUUGCUUUCGAGGGCAGACACUUUUUUAAUAAUAUCGGGUGUUCCGUGAGAUAAUACGAAACAAGAUACUUGUAAGUAUUAAACCUGAGGAUAAAUUGAUUUUUGUGAGGUGUUAUGGCAACAAGAGAGGAUAUUUUGACGUUGGACAUGAACAAGUGUUUUGAGUAACAGCAGUUAGUUUAAGACUGGUGUGUAAAAAAUAAAGAAAUAUACAAGUGUUUGAGCAAGGAAAGACACGAGGACUUUAAGGACAAGAGAAACAGGCAUUUUGUGUUCGGUUGUCUAAGAGAUGUCAGAAAUAUGUUUACUUGAACGUGUAGACUUAAAAGUGAUCGUAACUAAGCAUCAGACAAAAGUAUUUUCCAACCUUGAAUAUGAGACAGGUUGAGAAUUCAUGAACGAACGUGCCACUUCCUUAACUCAUUUGUUAAAAGUUGUCAUUUGUCAUAAUAGCCUCUUUACAAGAGAGUUCCUUCUUAAAUUUUACUUACAGACUGCUAACCUGAAACACGUGCCAGUUGUGUGACCCCAUUUUCCGUGGUAUCAUGUGUUUGUAAGUUGGACUGCCCUGACCACAGUUUACCAGAAGAGCAGUACAGUUUUCAUAGAACGAACCCGUGAUUCCUCCACCAGAGAAAACAGUAUUGUGUUAACACGCCCAAUUUGAUGUUGAUAACGCUAUUCAGUGAUCCACUUCGACUGAACAUCAACAAUAAUUUCGCAAGGCACGCUAAAAUAUUCAUCAACAGAAUUUAACAGAACAAUGGCAAGUUCAGUUCUUAACAAGUCUUCAGCAGUAACAAUACUGACACUUGUGUUACUGGCAUUGAUAUGCCCGUCAGUUAAAGGUGCGUAUUUUUAUAACAGGAAUGCGAAUAGUAACACCAAUAAAUAUCCCCGCACUUCUGGAUACUAUUCAUCCGGCGCGUCAACACAGCACCAUACAUUGCACCAUAAACACCAUCAUGGAAGCAACAAUGGAAGACUUCACCAAGCUGCUGUUGGUAUCAUCAGUAGUGGAAGGCUUGUACCUUAUACUGCCAGUACAGUCACCACAACUACCAGCAGUAAAUUAUCACCACUAGAUCGUUUAAUUAAUAGACUUGAUUCGGAAGGAAGAAAAUCACCACAAAGUAAUCAUCAGAGUCACGUGACGCGAUUUGAUCAAGGAAAUGGCCGACAUGAAUCAUAUUUUGCAAGUUAUCCAAGACGCGAUCAUGUUUCGUCGUCGAUGUUAAGAUCUUCAGCUGAUCAGCGUUACGGCCAAGCGAGAAGUCGUAUAGAAGAUUCGUACGAAGAUGAUGAUGAUGAAGACGAUGACGACGAUGACGUUGAAGAUGAUGGAGACAGCAUUAGGGAUGAAGAGGAGGAAGAGGAAAAUGAAGACGAAGAAAUGUUGAACAGAGGUCGUCAUCCACAUCGGACCCAGAAAAGCGGUACUGCAGCAGAUAGAGAUAACGUAACGUGGUAUGAUGGUGCAGUGUCAGACUUUCCUGACCAUUCCCUUGCUGGAAACCCUGGAAGCAGUGGAAGUGCUCACGAUGGUGGAAGUGGCCCAAGAUGGGGCGGCUUCUCCUCCUAUAGCGAAUGGAAGUGGCACGUGUUGAACAAACCCAACAUGGACAUGCUGCGCAAUCAUAAGGGAACGUACAAGACCUCGUCUUCGGACACUGAUCUAGCGAAGGCAGUGCAACACGCUCUCACAGUAAGUAGGGAGGGGCAGUGUCGGGUGCCGAAGCCAAGACUGAUACAGGUGAAGGACGUGUACCCGCACCCCAGCAAGACAUACAUCCCGCACUGCACCAUUCUACACCUCUGUGGUGAUGAUACAGGGUGUUGCAAGUCGGACACGCUCACUUGCAUUGCCCGCAAGACGGAACAGGUGGACCUCUACUUCUAUACGACGACGUUGAGAACUUCCGCCGUCUCGCGGUCGAGGGGCGGUCCGACUGUGGAGAAGCUGUCGUUCCACAACCACACGGAGUGCGCCUGCGUGGAUCGACUUGAGGAGUUCAUGCCCAGAGACAGGCCGAGCUCCGGCAACGACAAGGAUAAUGUGGGAGUGCACGGGUUUCGAGGCUAUUAUCGCCCCGACGCCGACAGUAGCAACAGAGAGAGCAAGUCUUGUCGAUGCCCUAGUCAGUUUUCUGCGCGACAUGUAGAUGGCUCUUGCGUCUGCGAAUGUUUCGACAAGCAACGAGACUGCAUCCGGUCGAAGCGCGGCAAAGAGUAUCUUCCGCACGAUGAUCGCAUAUGUAUCAUGCGAGGGGAGUGUGUAGCUCCUACCUGUGAGUUCGGGACCUAUCUGAGGAGGGCAGGCCGCUGCCCGAGGAAACGGGAGAAGUUCGAGGCCUGGCAGCAGUAUCCGUUACACGACGAGGAAUACAAAUAGACAUCAGAAGUGUGCUUCAAGUCAUAAACAGGCGUCUGUUAGGAGAGAUUGUAGGAGAAUCAUCACAGAGUGUCCUGGCAGUGGAUUUGACAUGCUUGGUGCUUGAAUCACACUGUCGUUAUUGGUGAUUUUAUUAGCGAACAUGUGCACCUGAAGUGUGUCAUGAUUCAGUACAUAGUGUGACAUGUCAACCCGUUGUUGGGCGACGGGAUGUGGAACGAGGUUAUGCAACCUGCUUCUAAGUGUCAGCCUGCCCGGGAGUCUUGGUUUACUGGCUGACACUUAGAAGAGGGUUGCAUAACCUCGUUCCACAUCCCGUCGCCCAACAACGGGUUGACAUGUCACAGUAUUAAUCGAAUUCAUGUUAAACUUUGUUGAAAGUGAAGAGUUGUUAUGCCAUAAAAUCAAGUAUAACUUCAAAAUGUAGCCAGUGAGACAUUCUCGAAAUGCGCUACAAGCUGUGAGUUUUGACGCAGCUAACGAUGCUGAGCUGUAAUAACGUAAAAUUACGUAAAGAAUGUGUUCACAAAGUGCCAUGUAACAUUUUUCGUUAUUGAAGACUUAUAUUCUCCCUAGUUCUAACAAUGCAAAUCAUGAUGUGUCUGUGAAUUUUCCAGUUAAAUUAAAUUUAACUGUUUUUAAUGUAGUUGUAACGGUUACAAUUUUGUUUGCACUGAACAGAAAAUGUAUAGUCAUUUUGUAAACUAUUACUGCAUAACAAAUUUUAAUGUGGAAUUACGAAGUAGGUCUGAAUGGGAGAAAUGUCAAAUUAUGUAGAAAUUUGUAGUAAUAACUAAGAAUUGAAACCCACAGAUUUCAAGCUUAGAGAGACGUUUCAUAAAUGUAAACUUUAUAGAAAUAUUUAAAAUCAGAAUAAUACUUGUGACUUUUAUUUUCAAAAUAAGACUUUUGACAUGCAAAAUAGAAUUCAAAUUUUAUAAGGCAUGUUUGUGGAAUUGUUUAGUUUACAUUUUUAAUCUAGUUCAGAUGGUGGAAUUUUCAUGUUUUGUCACCUACAAAACUUUAUAUAAUUACGGUGAUAAGUUCAUAGAACCAAGCUGUGAGAAUUUUGAUACAAUUUAUACGUUUUAAAAUCCUGUAUAUGAAUAUAUUUUAAGGAAUAUUUACUGUGGAAAGAUAAUACAUUGCGGUAUAUAGAUACUUAAGCACAGGCUU
Molecule: messenger RNA, 5090 nt
Organism: Cryptotermes secundus
Lineage: Eukaryota; Metazoa; Arthropoda; Insecta; Blattodea; Kalotermitidae
Exons: 6
Coding region: 2286-3914 (542 amino acids)
Biological process (GO): hemocyte migration
Cellular component (GO): membrane
Molecular function (GO): growth factor activity
Source: RefSeq, a predicted model, not a curated record